GCCCGGCGUCCGGGCGCUAAGGACCGCAGCUGCUCGGCGGGACUCGGCCUCGCCGCCGGCGCGAUGGCCUCGGAGGUGGUGUGCGGACUCGUCUUCAGGCUGCUGCUGCCCGUCUGCCUGGCAGUCGCAUGUGCGUUCCGGUACAAUGGGCUUUCCUUUGUCUACCUUAUCUACCUCCUGCUCAUUCCUCUGUUCUCAGAACCAACAAAAGCGACGAUGCAAGGACACACGGGUCGGCUGCUCAAGUCCCUGUGCCUCCUGAGCCUCUCCUUCCUGCUGCUGCACAUCGUCUUCCACAUCACGCUGGCAAGCCUCGAGGCCCAGCACCGCAUCACGCCUGGCUACAACUGCUCAACGUGGGAAAAGACAUUUCGGCAGAUUGGCUUUGAAAGCUUGGAGGGUGCAGACGCUGGCAACGGGAUCCGAGUGUUCGUGCCGGACAUCGGGAUGUUCAUCGUCAGCCUGACCAUCUGGCUCGUCUGUAGGAACAUGGUCCAGAAACCCGCAGUGGAGGAAACAGCCCGGGACACCCCCGAGUUUGAAAACGAAGAACUGGCCAGAGGAGAGAAAAUGGACUCCAAGGAGGCACUGAUUGAGGAUGAGGACCUGGACGGGGCUGACAUGGAGGACACCGAGGGGGAGGACAGUGCCCGGCUGAGGCUGUUCCGCCAGCUGGCCUCGCUGGCCUCGCGACUCAAAGAGUUCGUGGGGAAUAUGAUCACCACGGCCGGCAAGGUGGUGGUCACCAUCCUCCUGGGCUCCUCAGGCAUGAUGCUGCCCUCACUGACCUCGGCUGUCUACUUCUUCGUCUUCCUGGGCCUGUGCACCUGGUGGUCCUGGUGCCGCACGUUUGACCCACUACUGUUCAGCUGCCUCUGUGUCCUGCUGGCCAUCUUCACAGCCGGGCACCUAAUUGGGCUGUACUUAUACCAGUUCCAGUUCUUCCAGGAGGCCGUACCCCCCAAUGACUACUACGCAAGGCUGUUUGGUAUCAAGUCAGUGAUCCAAACCGACUGUUCCAGUACUUGGAAGAUCAUCGUCAACCCAGACCUGUCCUGGUACCACCACGCCAACCCCAUCCUGCUGCUGGUCAUGUACUACACGCUGGCCACACUGAUCCGAAUCUGGCUCCAGGAGCCCCUCGUGCCAGAUGAGAUGGCCAAGGAUGAGGACUGCGCCCUGGGUGACAGCCCCAGCCAGCACUCGGCGGAGCGGCGGCGGAGCUUGUGGUAUGCGGCCCACUACCCGACCGACGAGAGGAAGCUUCUGUCCAUGACCCAAGACGACUACAAACCAUCUGAUGGCCUGCUGGUGACGGUGAACGGCAACCCUGUGGACUACCACACCAUCCACCCAAGCCUGCCCCUGGAGAAUGGCCCCGCCAAGGCCGACCUGUACUCCACACCCCACUACCGCUGGGAGCCCUUGGAGGGGUCUGCAGAAAAGAAAGAGGAUGAGGAGUAUGAGAAGGAAGAAUCUGAAGGGGAAAGGAGCCGGGAAGACAAGAGAAGUGUUAAAGUCCACGCCAUGGUGUCCGUGUUCCAGUUCAUCAUGAAACAGAGCUACAUCUGUGCCCUCAUUGCCAUGAUGGCCUGGAGCAUCACCUACCACAGCUGGCUGACAUUCGUGCUGCUGAUCUGGUCCUGCACUCUGUGGAUGAUCCGCAGCAGGAGGAAGUACGCCAUGGUCAGCUCCCCAUUCAUGGUCAUCUACGCCAAUCUGCUGCUGGUGCUGCAGUACAUAUGGAGCUUCGAACUUCCGGAGAUUAAAAAGGUCCCGGGAUUUCUAGAGAAGAAAGAGCCAGGAGAACUUGCCUCAAAGAUUCUCUUCACUAUCACUUUUUGGCUCCUGCUGCGGCAGCACCUCACGGAGCAAAAAGCUCUUCGGGAAAAGGAAGCUCUUUUGUCAGAAGUCAAAAUAGGAAGUCAGGAAAAUGAAGAAAAAGAUGAGGACCUGGAAGAGGUGCAAGUGGAAGGAGAGCCCAAGGAGAAGGAGGAGGAAGAGGGGGAGGGGCCGAAGGAGGAGAAGCAGGAGACAAAGGAGGAGGAGGAGGAAGCAGAGGAAGACGGAGAUGACCAGGACAUCAUGAAAGUCUUGGGCAACCUGGUGGUGGCCAUGUUCAUCAAGUACUGGAUCUACGUGUGCGGUGGCAUGUUCUUCUUCGUCAGCUUUGAGGGCAAGAUCGUCAUGUACAAGAUCAUCUACAUGGUGCUCUUCCUGUUCUGUGUGGCCUUGUACCAGGUCCACUACGAGUGGUGGCGGAAGAUUCUGAAAUACUUUUGGAUGUCAGUAGUCAUAUACACGAUGCUGGUGCUCAUCUUUAUCUACACGUAUCAGUUUGAAAACUUCCCCAGCUUGUGGCAAAACAUGACGGGGCUGAAGAAAGAGAAGCUGGAGGACCUGGGCCUGAAGCAGUUCACUGUGGCUGAGCUGUUCACACGCAUCUUCAUCCCCACCUCCUUCCUGCUCGUGUGCAUCUUGCACCUGCACUACUUCCACGACCGCUUCUUGGAGCUCACAGACCUCAAAGCCAUUCCCAGCAAGGAAGACAGCACCAUCUACAGCCAUGCCAAAGUCAAUGGUCGCGUGUAUCUGAUAAGAAAUAGGUUGGCACACCCCGAGGGCAGCCUGCCCGACCUGGCCAUGAUGCACCUGACCCCCAGCCUGGACAAGCCUGAAGUCCACAAGCAGGCGGAGCCGGGGCAGCAGCACCCUGAGGGACAGGAGCAGACGGAGGAAGGCAGGAAGGGUGAGCCCUCGAAGGACGGCAAGGACUCAGAGGAGGACUCAGAGGAGGACUCGGAGGAAGAAGAGGAGUUGGAGGAGGAGGAGGAGCUGUCAGAUUUACGGAGCAAGUGGCACUUGGUGAUCGACCGGCUCACUGUGCUCUUCCUGAAGUUCCUGGAGUUCUUCCACAAGCUGCAGGUGUUCGUGUGGUGGAUGCUGGAGCUGCACAUCACCAAGAUUGUCUCCUCCUACAUCAUCUGGGUGUCUGUGAAAGAGGUGUCUUUGUUCAACUAUGUGUUUCUGAUUUCCUGGGCCUUCGCUCUGCCCUACGCCAAGCUUCGCCGUCUAGCUUCCAGCGUCUGCACCGUCUGGACCUGUGUGAUCAUUGUCUGCAAGAUGCUGUACCAGCUCCAGACCAUCAAGCCCAGCACCUUUUCUGUUAACUGCACCUUGCCAAAUGAAAACCAAACCAACAUACCUCUCAAGGAGCUGAACAAGUCCCUGCUCUACAGCGCCCCCAUCGACCCCACGGAGUGGGUGGGCCUGAGGAAGUCUUCUCCCCUGCUCGUCUACCUGAGGAAUAAUCUCCUGAUGUUGGCCAUCCUGGCCUUUGAAGUCACCAUUUACCGGCACCAGGAGUAUUACCGAGGCCGGAACAAGCUGACAGCCCCCGUGUCGAAGACGAUCUUCCACGACGUCACCAGGCUCCACCUGGAUGACGGGUUGCUUAGCUGUGCCAAGUACUUCACAAACUACUUCUUCUACAAGUUCGGCCUGGAGACCUGUUUCCUACUGUCAGUGAAUGUCAUCGGCCAGAGGAUGGACUUCUAUGCCAUGAUCCACGCCUGCUGGCUGAUCGGCGUCCUGUACCGCCGCCGGAGGAAAGCCAUAGCCGAGGUGUGGCCCAAGUACUGCUGCUUCCUGGCCUGCAUCCUUACCCUGCAGUACCUGGUGUGCAUUGGGGUGCCCCCUGCACCCUGCCGAGAUUACCCAUGGAGGCUCAAGGGGGCUGACUUCAACGACAACAUCAUCAAGUGGCUGUACUUCCCUGACUUCAUCGUGAGGCCCAACCCUGUGUUCCUGGUCUAUGACUUCAUGCUGCUGCUGUGCGCCUCCCUGCAGCGGCAGAUCUUCGAGGAUGAGAACAAGGCUGCAGUGCGCAUCAUGGCCGGUGACAAUGUCGAGAUCUGCAUGAACCUGGAUGCGGCCUCAUUCAGCCAGCACAACCCUGUCCCUGACUUUAUUCACUGCAGGUCCUACCUGGACAUGUCCAAGGUGGUCAUCUUCAGCUACCUCUUCUGGUUUGUCCUCACCAUCAUCUUCAUCACGGGCACCACCAGGAUCAGCAUUUUCUGCAUGGGCUACCUAGUGGCCUGCUUCUACUUCCUGCUCUUCGGGGGUGACCUGCUGCUGAAGCCCAUCAGGAGCAUCCUGCGCUACUGGGACUGGCUGAUCGCCUACAACGUCUUCGUCAUCACCAUGAAGAACAUCCUGUCGAUCGGCGCCUGUGGAUACAUUGGGACGCUGGUGAAGAACAGCUGCUGGUUGAUCCAAGCCUUCAGCCUGGCCUGCACCGUCAAAGGCUACACAAUGCCUUCCGACGACGCGUCCUGCAAGCUGCCCAGCGGGGAGGCGGGCAUCAUCUGGGACAGCAUCUGCUUUGCCUUCCUCCUACUGCAGCGAAGGGUGUUCAUGAGCUACUACUUCCUGCACGUCGUGGCUGACAUAAAAGCGUCCCAGAUCCUGGCGUCCAGAGGGGCUGAACUCUUCCAGGCCACCAUCGUGAAAGCCGUGAAAGCAAGAAUAGAGGAGGAGAAAAAGUCCAUGGACCAGCUGAAGAGACAGAUGGAUCGCAUCAAGGCCAGGCAGCAGAAGUACAAAAAGGGUAAGGAGAGGAUGCUAAGCUUGACCCAGGAGUCAGGGGAAGGCCAGGACACCCAGAAACUCUCCGAAGAAGACGACGAAAGAGAAGCAGACAAACAGAAAGCCAAGGGCAAAACAAAGCAGUGGUGGCGGCCUUGGGUCGAUCAUGCUUCCAUGGUCAGGAGUGGAGAUUAUUAUUUGUUUGAAACGGAUAGUGAAGAAGAGGAAGAGGAAGAACUGAAGAAGGAGGACGAGGAGCUCCCAAGAAAGUCAGCAUUCCAGUUUGUGUAUCAAGCCUGGAUUACUGACCCUAAGACGGCACUCAGACAGCGGCGCACGGAGAAGAAAAAGUCUGCAAGAGAAGAGCAGAAAUGCAAGAGGAGAGGAUCCGGGGAGGGUCUGGUGGACUGGGAAGACCGAGAGGAGGAGCCAGUCAAAAAGAAAUCUGAUGGACCAGACAACAUCAUCAAACGGAUAUUCAACAUCGUGAAGUUCACCUGGGUGCUGUUCCUGGCCACCGUGGACAGCUUCACCACGUGGCUCAACUCCAUCUCCAGGGAGCACAUCGACAUCUCCACGGUGCUGAGGAUUGAGCGGUGCAUGCUGACCCGAGAGAUCAAGAAGGGCAAUGUCCCAACGCGUGAGAGCAUCCACAUGUACUACCAGAACCACAUCAUGAACCUUUCCCAGGAGUCCGGCCUGGAUACCAUCGAGGACCAGCCCGGAGCCAGGCCCGGGGCCCCACCGGCCCACAGGAUGGACAGCUUAGAUUCCCACGACAGCAUCUCCAGCUGCUACACUGAAGCCACCAUGCUGUUUUCGAGGCAGUCCACCCUUGAUGACUUAGACGGACCAGACCCUGUGCCCAAAACGAGCGAGCGCUCGAGGCCUCGGCUCCGUAAAAUGCUCAGCAUGGACAUGUCCUCCUCAUCCGCUGACAGUGGCAGCUUAGCGUCCAGCGAGCCCACGCAGUGCACCAUGCUGUACUCCCGCCAGGGGACCACGGAGACCAUCGAGGAGGUGGAGGCGGAGGCGGAGGAGGAGACAGAGGAGGAGGAGGAGGAGGAGGAGGAGCACGGGGCCGAGUGUGGGGCAGAGGCUGAGGAGGCCAGCCUCAGCCCCGAGGACGAGGAGGACGAGCCACCGCUGCUCUCCACCAAUGACGGGGACAUGGAGGUGCCACCCUCCUACAGCAAAGCUGUCAGCUUCGAGCACUUGUCCUUCGGCUCGCAGGACGGCGCCGAAGCCAAGAACCACAUGGUGGUCAGCCCGGACGACAGCCGCACCGACAAGCUGGAGUCCAGCCUGCUGCCACCCCUGACCCACGAGCUGACGGCCAGCGAGCUGCUGCUCAACAAGAUGUUCCAUGACGACGAGCUGGAGGAGUCCGAGAGGUUCUACGUGGGCCAGCCGCGCUUCCUGCUGCUGUUCUACGCCAUGUACAACACGCUGGUGGCCCGCUCCGAGAUGGUGUGCUACUUCGUGAUCAUCCUCAACCACAUGGUGUCCGCCUCCAUGAUCACGCUGCUGCUGCCCAUCCUUAUCUUCCUGUGGGCCAUGCUCUCUGUGCCCAGGCCCAGCCGGCGCUUCUGGAUGAUGGCCAUCGUCUACACCGAGGUGGCGAUUGUGGUGAAGUAUUUCUUCCAGUUCGGGUUCUUCCCCUGGAACAAGAACGUGGAGAUCCACAAGGACAAGCCCUACCACCCGCCGAACAUCAUCGGGGUGGAGAAGAAGGAGGGCUACGUGCUCUACGACCUCAUCCAGCUCCUGGCACUCUUCUUCCACCGCUCCAUCCUGAAGUGCCACGGCUUGUGGGACGAGGAGGAGGCCGUGGACAGCGGCACCGACAAGGCCGACUCGGAUGCUGAGCUUUCCCUCAGCCGUAGCAGGAGAGACUCCGCAGACUCGCUCAAGUCCAUUGACCUGGCCGCCUCCGUGGAGUCAGUGCAGGUGACCUUCCCCGAGCCGCCCAGGGCCCUGCGCAGGAAGCGCUCGAGCAGCAGCGGCCGGGACUCCCCCGGCUCCAGCUUCUCCUCCAACAGGUCCAAAAGAGGCAGCACAAGCACCCGGAACAGCAGCCAGAAGGGCAGCAGCAUCCUGAGCGUGAAGCAGAAGAGCAGGAGGGAGCUGUACGUGAAGAAGCUGCAGGGGCACCUGGUCCGGGCCAAGGCCUUCACCAUCCGGAAGACUCUGCAAAUCUACGUGCCCAUCCGGCAGUUCUUCUACAACCUCAUCCACCCAGACUACAGCGCCGUGACCGACGUGUAUGUGCUCAUGUUCCUGGCCGACACCGUGGACUUCAUCAUCAUCGUCUUUGGCUUCUGGGCCUUCGGGAAACACUCGGCAGCUGCAGACAUCACGUCCUCGCUGUCUGAGGACCAGGUCCCCGGGCCAUUCCUGGUGAUGGUGCUCAUCCAGUUCGGCACCAUGGUGGUGGACCGGGCGCUUUACCUCAGGAAGACUGUGCUGGGCAAGGUCAUUUUCCAGGUCAUCCUCGUGUUUGGAAUUCACUUCUGGAUGUUCUUCAUCCUCCCUGGUGUCACAGAGAGGAAAUUCAGCCAGAACCUGGUCGCUCAGCUCUGGUACUUUGUGAAGUGUGUUUACUUCGGACUGUCUGCCUACCAGAUCCGCUGUGGCUACCCGACACGCGUCCUUGGGAACUUCCUCACCAAGAGCUACAAUUAUGUCAACCUCUUCCUGUUCCAAGGGUUCCGCCUGGUCCCGUUUCUCACCGAGCUGAGGGCAGUGAUGGACUGGGUGUGGACUGACACGACCUUGAGCCUGUCCAGCUGGAUCUGCGUGGAGGACAUCUACGCACACAUCUUCAUCCUGAAGUGCUGGCGGGAGUCGGAGAAGAGGUACCCUCAGCCCCGGGGCCAGAAGAAGAAGAAAGUGGUGAAGUAUGGCAUGGGGGGCAUGAUCAUCGUCCUGCUCAUUUGCAUCGUCUGGUUUCCUCUUCUCUUCAUGUCUUUGAUCAAGUCUGUCGCUGGGGUCAUCAACCAGCCCCUGGACGUCUCUGUCACAAUCACCUUGGGAGGGUACCAGCCGAUUUUCACAAUGAGUGCCCAACAAAGCCAGCUGAAAGUCAUGGACAACCAGAGGUUUGGUGCAUUUAUAAAAAAGUUCUCUAGGGACACCGGUGCUAUGCAAUUUCUGGAAAAUUAUGAAAGAGAAGAUAUAACAGUAGCAGAACUGGAAGGAAACUCAAAUUCUUUGUGGACCAUCAGCCCUCCCAGUAAGCAGAAAAUGAUACAGGAACUCACGGACCCCAAUAGUAGCUUCUCUGUUGUUUUUUCAUGGAGUAUCCAGAGAAACAUGAGUCUGGGUGCAAAAGCAGAAAUAGCAACAGAUAAGCUCACGUUUCCUCUUAAAAAUGUCACACGAGAAAGUAUAGCUAAAAUGAUUGCUGGCAAUGACACGGAAAGUUCAAAGACACCUGUGACAAUAGAAAAGAUAUACCCAUAUUACGUGAAAGCACCGAGCGACUCUAACUCAAAACCUAUAAAGCAGCUUUUAUCAGAAAAAGAUUUCAUGAAUAUAACCAUCAUUCUGUCCAGAGACAACACGAUUAAGUCUAGCAGUGAGUGGUGGGUCCUCAACCUGACCGGCGACAGAGUAUACGACCAGGAGUCUCAGGCUCUGGAGCUGAUGGUCUUCAACGACAAGGUCAGCCCCCCCAGCCUGGGGUUCCUGGCUGGCUACGGCAUCAUGGGAUUAUACGCUUCGGUUGUCCUAGUGAUUGGGAAGUUUGUCCGGGAGUUCUUCAGUGGCAUCUCGCACUCCAUCAUGUUCGAAGAGCUUCCGAAUGUGGAUCGGAUUCUGAAGUUAUGCACAGAUAUUUUUUUAGUUCGAGAGACAGGGGAACUGGAACUAGAAGAAGAUCUCUAUGCCAAGUUAAUAUUCCUGUACCGCUCACCAGAGACGAUGAUCAAAUGGACCAGAGAAAAGACAAACUGACGCCUAGGGCCCAAACUACAAAUCAUGCUAACAUUUGAAUUUUUUUACAAAAGCACAACAUUCUCCUCAGAGCUAAGCAUUCUAGUUCAGUGGCAUUGGUUUCUCUCCUGGCAGGUGAGCAAAGGAGCUGACCUCCUUUUGCAGUCUGAGCUGCCUUGCAAGAGGAGGUGCUGCUGAAGACAUUGUACUGCCUUUUCUCUGAAAUCAGGGCUACUUGCUCUAUGUUUUAGUCAGUGGCGUCUUGCACUCUGAUUGACCGCAUCAAAGAUCCAGGCACGGUGCCUUCUCUGGGAGCGACAGAAGCAGGAAGAGGGCAGAGGUCGUGUUUCACCCUGUGGGGCCACCUGUCUCCUGGGGUGACGCCAUGAGGCCAUCACCAGCUCCUACCCAGCUGGGGAUGUGCUGAAGGAGCUCGGGACCCUCAGCAGCCCAAGUAAGCAACAGCAGUCGCAGGCAGGAGCCCCGACUGUGUUUCCGGGCAAGAGAGGGAACCAGGAGCCCCCAAGCUGCCCGCAGAAAGCCAGCCUCACUCUAAGCAAAAAGUUAACAUUAGCGACACUCUUACUGCCUUAUCUUAACUGAAGAUGAAUAAGAAAUCUUUUCCAUGAAACACCAGUGACUUCUCAGGAAAAAAAAGAAAAGCAGCAACACCAAUGGGCAGCCGGAGGGGCGUGGCGGAGGGCAGCCGGCCGGACCGGGACCGGGACCAGGACCGGGACCAGGACCGGGACCAGGACCCGGAUGGCGCCUCCUCCCUCCGAGGUCCCGGGUGCUCCCCACCCGCCCCGCCCUGACUCGCUUUCCCCCACUUUGAUGAUUAAGGCAAGGGUUUUUCCAGUAUGUGACAUUUUCCUUCCUGUUUUUCAGGUAUAUCAAAGAGUUUACAUAUUCCAAUUCACAUUUUUACAUCUGAGACGGGUUUUUUAAGUUCAUAAUUAUGAAAGAAAUAUGUAUAUUGAGCUUGGGGAAAUAAAAAUGGCCUUUUCUUAAAUUAUUAUCAUUGGUAAUACAACUUCCUGAAAUAACAAUGUAGCAUGAAAAAUUUAUGACUGAAAUAUGUAGUUUUCAUUCUAUAUUAAAAAUAGUUUCUGAGAAGAAUCAUUGAGCUGGAAUAUGUCAAAAAUGUGAUCGUGUGUGGUUUGGGUUCAGGGCCGAGUUCAAAUAAAGCACAUCUUGCAAAGUCAUUGAAAGGA
Heterocephalus glaber (naked mole-rat) is the source of this 9740-nucleotide messenger RNA. The record is from RefSeq and is a predicted model, not a curated record. Lineage: Eukaryota; Metazoa; Chordata; Mammalia; Rodentia; Bathyergidae.